This is a messenger RNA of Meyerozyma guilliermondii ATCC 6260, 3051 nucleotides long. RefSeq names its product Ric1p (gene RIC1). NCBI's taxonomy places the organism in Eukaryota, Fungi, Ascomycota, Pichiomycetes, Serinales, Debaryomycetaceae. Gene Ontology annotation, cellular component: cytosol; Golgi membrane; Ric1-Rgp1 guanyl-nucleotide exchange factor complex. The transcript has a single exon. The record is from RefSeq and is a predicted model, not a curated record. Gene Ontology annotation, biological process: retrograde transport, endosome to Golgi; intracellular protein transport. Bases 1 to 3051 code for a protein of 1016 amino acids.
AUGACUUGGGUAGACUCGCUACCCAGUGCUCUGGGACCCAUUGUUUCUCCAGAUCUGAAGCCUCUUCAAUUACUAGCAAUACCGCAUACGUCUCUAUUGAUAAUAUUGACAGAUUCGACAGUUUUCAUCUAUGACAUAAAUUCAUUGAUAUUCCUUUCUAAGCAUUUACGAACUGAAGAUUCUUUAGAGAAGCAUGGACUAAAUAAACUGGUCAAAAUUAGGCACUUGGGGAUCAACUCCGCCCAAUUACAAAAGCUUACGACGUUAAAUCUCUUUGUGGAGACCGAAUCAAAUUACUUGAUUAUCUACCAAGUUUCAAUAGAUUACUCGAAAUCCUUAUACGAAUUGUCCAGCAGAGAUACAAAUGAAGUGAUUCAAUCAGGGCUUCCAUUGAGCUUGAACUCUUCGAAGUUUUCUCUCUCAUCGUUGAUGAAAUCAGCAACCCUCUCGAUCUUACUGGGUUCAUCCGCCGCCACGCUCAACUUAGAAAACAUAGAACAUUUCAACAAUAGACCAAUCGAGGACGAGUUGGGGGGCUCGGAGAUUCACCCUGUUAAAAUCUCGGUUUUCAAAAUUGUCAAAAUAGGGCUUGGUAUAUCAAAUUUUUGGCUCGUUCCAAAUUUGCAUCACCUAGUGGUUUAUAAUGAUAAAAACGAACGUGAGGCCGAUUCUGUGGGGGCCUACUUCCAAAUAGUUGAUUUGAAGUCCUUCAAGAGCAACAUGUUUGAGUUGUCAGACUUUGAAUGGUAUCAAGGAGGAUCUGCCAUAAAGUACCUUGCAUUCAACAAAUUCGACAAUUACUUUUUGUUUCUCAACGCUGACAACGAAGUAUGGUUCAUGCAACUUGACUUUCAGGAGGAAAAAACGCUUGUCUCUGCAGAAAAGGUUAUGAGUUUAAAGGUGGAAAGCAUUCGAUGUCAGUUCAAUCCCCAAUGCGAUUUGGUUCUCAUAAAGCAGGAACUGGUAGUGGACAUCUAUAAACUUUCACCAAUCGAGAAAAAACUCGUGAAACUUCACUCGGUUGCUUUGGAUGGCUCCAACUCAUCGGUGGCAUGGUCACCGUGUGGCACAUUCUUUUUCGUUCUUGAUCAUGAUACCAACUUUUGGUCUCUCGUAUCCAAGUUCGGUAAUCGUCUUUUUGAAUCAUCGCAUGUUGCCAACGAACUCAAUGAUCCUAAAAAAGAAUCCGCUGACUUUUUAAAGGCAUCCAAGAUUAUAGUUACUCCCAAUGCUUCCCGAGUAGUAUUGAUCAACAGCGACUCCGCAAAACUUUAUUCCAUUGAUUUGUUAAGACAGCCUGACCUACAAUCUGAGCUUUUCUAUAAUCAGAAUUAUAUCUCCUAUUUGGACCCAAAUGGAGCUCUUUACAAGAUCCCAAUUCUUGCCAAAUUUAAAAACAUCAUCAGCCUAAUGGAGCAUAUCAACAUUCACACGCAGAAUCAUACAUCGACUUCUGGUCAUCUUACAAUCAGUCGCAAUGACAUUAACCAAUUUUCCCUUGCUUAUGGUGAGCAUUUGUCCAUUUCAACUCCAUGCGGAAAAGAUCGUGACAAGAAUCACAUAAUAUGGUUCAAUUUCAAAAAUCACUUUCUUGCGACAAUGAAUAUCGUCGGCCAUUUUUGGUUUAGCGAUUUUCUUGUGGUUAUCAACAGGUUCAAUAAUGAUGGUUCCGAAAUAGACGAAAUCAUUGUUAUGGACACAAUCAUGUCCAAAUAUGGCCAAGGUGGCUUGGAAUAUGUAUUUGAUUCGGACAGAAUAGUGUGGAAAAGGUCCUUCAAUAAUCGAAUCAUCGCUCACGACCUCAGUAACUCUGGCAAUGCGGGCAAAAUGUUAACUUGUGUUACUAGUGAUCUGAAAAUUUUAGUCAUUGAAUUCUCCAAGAACAAACCGAAAGCAGAGAACAACUUCAGGGAAAUGACCAAGCACCCCAAAUUACAUAUGCGGUUUCAUAAAACAGUACAUCUUUCCGCGAUUGAAAGCAAGCUAGCGGUCUCAAAAGUCGUCCAAGUGAGUAUGAUUUACGACCAGCAUUUCCUUUUCUUGCUUGGCUCGGGCGAGCUUUACAUGCUAAGAAGUGUUUCAACAGUUGAGCAGCCUACGGAUCCAUCUCCCAUUGAUGUUUUGCGUCCAGCUCACAUGUAUGAACUUGUUCAAGUUCAUGAUACCAUUUCCUUUUUCAAGUUUAAGACGCUAGGCUUCGGUCAAGAUGCUGUGAAAUAUGUCACUAUGUUGAACUGUAGUCAUGUGUUCAUCUAUGACCUCAAGCGACUUGUUGAUUCUGGAAUAGGUGAUGUUGAUUUGGGUGUUGAACUGGACAUUGCAAAUGGUCCUGGAUCCAUGGCACCUGAAGCUAUUCGCUUGAAAGCAGAUUCUUUCAUGCCGAUAACGAUUGAGGAGGUAAUUAAUGAUAAACUUGACGGUCUCAAAUCCAUAGACUUGAUUGGUUUGCGAACAGACUUGUUUUCUCGGCAGAGCCACCUCUUCCUUCAAACGAGAACUAAUCGCCAGCUUGUUCUCAAUGAUUUUAUCGAAAAGGAAGUUGUUCAGCAUCAGCUGACAGCUCUUAUCUGCAAGAUGUUUCAGCAAUACGAGAACUUUGAUUACUGUUUGGAGCUCUUGCUAUUCAAGUACCUAACGUUUGACCAAAACGAGGAGUUUUUGAGAAGGGUUGUUGCAGUAAUCGAAACUUUGGACGAUUCAGAGUCGAUCUACGUCAAUUGUUUGAGAAAGAUAGAGGUUGAAUAUUGGGAUUUGUUCUUCAAAACACUCGACACAACCCCCAUUAUUUUCAUGAAGAGGCUCAUAGCAAACGACAAUGUUGAGCUAUGCUAUAAUUACUUGAACGUCUAUUUGAACUACAAACGAGAGGAAGACGAAGUCAAUGCCGCGACUCACAAGCUAGAUGCAAACGACAAGGAAAUUAUCUUAAAAAUCAUCAAAGUACUCUCCGACGCAAACAAAUGGGACUGGUGCUUCGAGCUCUGUCGGUUUAUCAAGCUUUUGGAACCAAAAGGUACUUUACUUCAAACUAUCUUGAAGACACUAAAGUAG